Molecule: messenger RNA, 1292 nt
Organism: Leptopilina boulardi
Lineage: Eukaryota; Metazoa; Arthropoda; Insecta; Hymenoptera; Figitidae
Gene: Tbp
Product: TATA-box-binding protein
Exons: 5
Coding region: 347-1273 (308 amino acids)
Biological process (GO): DNA-templated transcription initiation
Molecular function (GO): RNA polymerase II general transcription initiation factor activity; DNA binding
Source: RefSeq, a predicted model, not a curated record
CUAUUUGUAUACAAAAAAUAAUUAUCAUUCUUUAAAUUAGUUUUCUAAAAUAACCAAUUAUUUCAAUUAGUGACAAUUGGAUAUAAUAGUUUAUUUAUACCUCUAUUUAUUAUGUUUCAAAUCUUUCUUGCGGAGAAAGAUUGACACAACCGCCAAAAAUCUAACCUAUAAAAAAGUUUAUUUUUUGUUAAAAAGAAAAGUUGUCAUAUAAGUGAAAUUAAAAUUUUAAUUUGUGCAAAUGUGAUAGUGUGUGAGACGAACAAAUAUAUAUUUACAAAAAAAAAAGUGAAUAGUGAUUAAUUUAGAUUAAAGAAAAAUAAGUUUUAAAUAAAGAAAUAUUGUCAAGAUGGAUCAAAUGUUACCAAGUCCAGGUUUUAGUAUACCAAGUAUUGGUACACCGUUGCAUCAACCUGAAGAAGAUCAACAAAUUCUUCCCAAUGCUCUUCAACAGCAACAACAGCAACAACAACAACCUCAACAAUAUCAAUUACAACAAUUACAUUCAAUGAGUCCAAAUUUACAAAGUGGAAUGCUUAUGUUAACACCUCAAAAACAAAUUCAUACUUAUGCACCAACACCUUCUUUUGCAACACCACAAAGUCUUAUGCAGCCUCAGACUCCGCAAAAUAUGAUGUCUCCUAUUGUACAGCCAACAAAUCAAAUGGCUCCCGCUUCAAUAGGGCCAUCAACCCCAGGACCAAUGACACCAAUGACUCCAGCUUCCGCAGAUCCUGGAAUUCUUCCACAAUUUCAAAAUAUUGUAUCAACAGUUAAUUUAAAUUGUAAAUUAGAUUUAAAAAAAAUAGCGCUUCACGCAAGAAACGCUGAAUAUAAUCCAAAACGAUUUGCUGCUGUAAUUAUGAGAAUACGAGAACCAAGGACAACUGCUUUAAUAUUCAGUAGUGGAAAAAUGGUUUGUACUGGUGCAAAAAGUGAAGAAGAUUCACGACUUGCAGCUAGAAAAUAUGCGCGAAUCAUUCAAAAACUAGGAUUUCCGGCCAAAUUUCUCGAUUUUAAAAUACAAAAUAUGGUAGGAAGUUGUGAUGUUAAAUUUCCUAUUCGAUUGGAAGGAUUAGUUUUAACUCACGGUCAAUUUUCAUCUUAUGAACCAGAAUUAUUUCCAGGAUUAAUAUACCGAAUGGUGAAACCUCGCAUUGUUCUCCUUAUUUUUGUUUCCGGAAAAGUUGUACUCACAGGUGCAAAAGUAAGGCAAGAAAUUUAUGAAGCAUUUGAUAAUAUUUAUCCUAUUCUUAAGAGUUUUAAAAAGCAAUAACGAAAUUUUUAUUCACUUA